Colius striatus (speckled mousebird) is the source of this 2897-nucleotide messenger RNA. It is a transcript of the gene FBXO9, whose product is annotated as F-box protein 9. Gene Ontology annotation, biological process: SCF-dependent proteasomal ubiquitin-dependent protein catabolic process. The transcript is spliced from 13 exons. Gene Ontology annotation, cellular component: SCF ubiquitin ligase complex. NCBI's taxonomy places the organism in Eukaryota, Metazoa, Chordata, Aves, Coliiformes, Coliidae. Bases 279 to 1619 code for a protein of 446 amino acids. The record is from RefSeq and is a predicted model, not a curated record. Gene Ontology annotation, molecular function: protein binding.
GUGGCCGCGCCCCAGAGCGGCCCGUGCGUCAGGCGGCGCUCUGACCUUGCGGGUUUGCCUGGUCGUGUGUCUCCGCUGCUCCCGGCCCGCCUGCCCCUCACUCGCCGGGAAGAUGGCUGCCGUACGCAGGGCCCGCAGUUACUCCCGCUGCGUGGUGCGCUUCUCCGACCGAGAACUCUGCUAAUUCCCCCCCACGCCACGGGGAGGACGCACGGACCGAGCAGGGAGGGGGGGCAGAGACCCCCGGGACGGGGCAGCGCCACCCGAGCGCUGGCAGCAUGGCAGAAGCUGAAGAAGAUUGUCACUCUGAUUUGGUAAGAACCGAUGACAGUGAAAGAGCUGGUGAAGCAAACCUUCGGGCAGAGCUCCAGAUGUUCAGAGCUCAGUGGAUGUUUGAGCUUGCCCCAGGUGUCAGUUCUAGUGGUCUGGAACCUCAGCCAUGCAGAGCAUCUUCCAGAGGACCUGUCGUGAAGUCUGGAGAUGCCAGAGGGAAGCAGGAGAUAGCAAAAGAGGAAAAGGCAAAAGAACUUUUCCUGAAGGCAGUGGAAGAAGAGCAAAAUGGGGCCCUUUAUGAAGCCAUCAAGUUUUAUCGUCUAGCCAUGCAGCUUGUACCUGACAUAGAGUUUAAGGUCACCUAUACACGGUCCCCAGAGAGCGAUGGAGUUGGAAAGAGGUGUGUUGAGGAUAACACAGAGGAUGACAAAAUGACUGAUCUCUUGACGGAUUUCCAGCAGCAGUUAACUCUUCAGGAAUCUUCAGUCAAACUUUGUCAGCCUGAGGUUGAUGUCAGCCAGACCCAUAUCUCAGGUUACCAUCUAACAAGGAUUUCUUGUCUCUGUGCAGUGUUGCCUAUGGAAGUAUUAAUGUACAUUUUCCGAUGGGUGGUUUCGAGUGACUUGGACCUAAGAUCAUUAGAGCAAUUAUCCCUCGUUUGUCGAGGAUUUUACAUCUGUGCCAGAGAUCCUGAAAUCUGGCAUCAAGUCUGUUUGAAAAUAUGGGGCAGGAGCUGCAAUAAACUUGUUCCAUAUAGUUCUUGGAGGGAAAUGUUUUUGGAGAGGCCUCGUGUUCGAUUUGAUGGUGUAUAUAUCAGCAAGACAAAGUACAUACGUCAAGGAGAACAAUCUCUUGAUGGUUUCUAUAGAGCGUGGCACCAAGUGGAAUAUUACAGGUAUUUGAGAUUCUUUCCAGAUGGUCAAGUUAUGAUGCUAACAACUCCUGAAGAUCCUCCAUCUAUAGUUCCUCGCUUACGGACUAAAAAUACAAGAACGGAUGCAAUCUUGCUUGGCCAUUAUCGCCUUUCCCAAGAAACAGACAAUCAAACCAAAGUAUUUGCUGUAAUAACAAAGAAAAAGGAAGAGAAACCAAUUGACUACAAAUACAGGUAUUUCCGCCGUGUUCCUGCCCAAGAGACAGAUCACAGUUUCCAUGUAGGACUGCAGUUGUGCUCCAGUGGGCGCCAGAGGUUCAACAAACUUGUCUGGAUACAUCAUUCUUGUCACAUAACUUACAAAUCGACUGGUGAGACAGCUGUUACUACUUUCGACAUUGACAAAAUGUACACCCCUUUGUUCUUUGCACGAGUGAAGAGUUUUACCGCAUUUUCAGAAAAGCCGCUCUAAGAAACAGCUUUUCCGCUCACAACUCUUGCAUGAAUAAAAGGUUGUAGCUCAUGAGCACUUAAGUUAUAAAUGUGUGUAUAUUUGGAACAUUUUAAAGUUCCCGGGAAUUUUUUGAAGACAGUAUGUUCUAUUUGGUUUUAUGAACGGCUGGGGUUUCGUUUUGAGAUCAAGCUUCUUAUGAGUACUGAACACCUUAUUUUGUGACAAGAGUUUGAUAACAAAGUUUCGUGGUCUGGGUUUUUUUAACAGAUUUUAUAAUUCAGUCUGCUUAAAAUGUGAGUCUUCAUCUGCUUGGACACUGGUUUGUCCAAAAGGAAUUGUUAUAGGAAAAUCUCCCUGUCCAUGGGAUGGUGUGUGUGGUCUCUGGUGAAGGCUUGAAAUGUGAAGGGGAAAAAGUUGUCUUACAUCUGUUAAACUGUGUGACUUAAAAGAACUUCAAAUAAAUGUUUUCUUUAAAUGAAACAUAUUUAUUUCCUUUGCCUUUAAGAUCUGGCAUCUUGUGAACAUCAACCUUAAAAGAAAACUCUCAAGGGCAAGCACAAAGUGUAAAGUUUAACCACAGAGGUACAUCCCCACCAAUGCAGUGAUGUCACUUGGUCAGAAAUGUAAUCCGACCUUGGUAGAAGUUCAGUGGAGCCUGCCUUCCCCACAGGAUGGGCACAAAGGGGAGAGGGACACAGGCUUGUUGUCUUGCACUAUAGGACGAGUUUUCAGGGCACGUGGCUCUGCUUGGGGGGUGUUGCAGUGUGGUGGUGAAGUGCUGGCUUGUGCCGCCUGUGCGUGGGCUGGGCCUGAGUGCACAGGUAAGUAGGGCUCCCUUGGACGUGGCUUUAACCUGCUAUAACCCCUCACCUAACCUUGCUACAGAUGCUGUAAACCCUAUGAGCGUUCGUUGUACUAAGAUAAAUGUUGAGGCUGCUGUAGAUGUUCAGGUGCUGUGUGUUGCUCUUCAUGAAGUGUACCUUGAGGUUUGGUGCAGGUGCUGUACGCUGCUUCUCCCACAUAUGUCACUUGGGGGUGUAAGUGCAGACACUGUAACGCCGCUUAUUAUAUGUGUAUCUUGGAUUCUGGAAGAACUGAAGCUUUUUAGUGUAGUUUUUUAAAAGGCAUUUUGCAUCAUAAUUUACCUUUGAACAUCUCGUUUCAAAAUAGUGACCUGGACAUGAGGACUAAAAUGUGAAAGCUGUGGAAAGAACUGUACUUGUUACAUAAUUUAUAAAUUGUAUCUUUGCGAGGAGCAACGUGAUUAAAAAUACAUCAAUAAAACAUGAUUUUGAA